CCGAGGACGCCUGCAAGUAGGGAGGUGAGACAACCUCUUUAAUUACGGAGGUUCAUUCCUUGCAUGUUAUGAUCAGACCAACGAUGAAGACUGGAAAGAGGGAUGCCCUCCAUGAGACUUCGCCACUUUCAGGCAAUCAAAAGGGAUUUAGGAAAUUGGUAAAAUGUUUGGUAAUUGAUGGAUUCUGUGAUGAAGCAAAAAAGCUGCUUGCCUUGGCCAUACCAGUGUUCUUAUCUCAGUUGAUGGGGUUUCUUUUGGCUUUUGUCAGCUCUGCAUUCUGUGGGCAUUUAGGCAAAAUUGAACUGGACUCUGUGACACUUGCUGUGGCUAUUAUAAAUAUGACAGGGUUAUCAGUGGCCUUGGGUAUGACUGGAGCAUGUGACACACUCGUAUCCCAGACGUACGGUAGUAAAAACCUGAAACGUGUGGGGACAAUACUGCAGAGAGGAAUUCUCAUCUCAAUGCUCUGUUGUUUUCCUUGUUGGACUAUUUUCAUUAACACAGAGCAAAUACUGCUCCUCUGCAAACAGCGUCCGGAUAUAGCCAGGUUAACACAAAAAUACGUAAUGAUAUUUUUGCCUGCACUUCCAGCAAAUUUUCUAAUGCAGCUACAAACAAAAUAUUUACAGAAUCAGAAUAUAAUGUGGCCUCAGGUUUUCAUUGGUAUAUUAGUAAAUGUCAUUAAUGCAGUGGCCAAUGCAAUUUUAAUUUAUGUUCUGAAGAUGGGAGUGGAGGGCUCAGCUUGUGUAAACACAAUAUCUCAGUGGGCAAUGGCCCUAUUUCUGUUUCUAUAUAUAAUUGUGAAAAAACUACACACCCAAACAUGGGGAGGGUGGUCCAGAGAUUGUCUUCAGGAAUGGGGUCCAUACAUGAGUUUGGCCUUGCCCAGUAUGCUAAUGAUAUGCAUUGAGUGGUCAAGCCUGGAAAUUGGAGGGUUUUUGGCAGGACUUAUCAGUGUGGCAGAACUUGGAUGUCAAGCUGCAAUGAUGGAGCUGGUCAUAGUGUCAAUUAUGUUAUCAGUAGGUUUGAGUGCAGCUGCAAGUGUCAGGGUAGGAAACGGAUUAGGAGCUGGAAAAGCAGAGGAAGCAAAGAAAUCCAGCAAAGUUGUGCUUUGUAUUGGAGCGUUAUUUGGUAUAAUAGUUGGUGGUACUUUAGCUGCACUCAAGGAUGUAAUUGGUUACAUUUUUACAACAGACAGGGAUAUUCUUUCCUUGGUUUCACGUAUCAUGCUUAUAUUUGCUCCAUUUCACCUAUGUGAUGCAAUAAACACUUCCAGUGGCGGAAUAUUAAGAGGAUUUGGAAAGCAAAAAAUUGGAGCUAUUACCAAUGUAAUCGGCUUCCUUAUUAUUGGACUCCCACUUGGAAUUUCACUGAUGUUUCUGGUGAAACUUGGAAUCAUAGGUUUAUGGAUUGGGCUGUUAUGUCCAAUGGUCCUGCAGAGCUGCAUCUAUUUGCCCUACAUUUUGCGUACAGAUUGGAAUCGGGCAUGUGAAGAGGCUAAGUCUAGAGCAGGUGUGGGACCCAAGAAAGUCCAAAAAAACAGCAAUUCAUAUACAGGUUUUGGAUCUAUUGAAAAUGGGGAGUUGAAGGAUGCAGAUACUGAAAAUAGAGGUGCAAUCGUCUUGUGUAACAUUGCUUCUGCAGAAAAGGAAUCGGAAGAUAAUUUACCGCUAGAUGCAAGCAAUGUCGUAGGAGAAAUACUGACAGUGAAACAGCUGAUCAUCAGACGCGGGCUUGCAGUCUUUAUAUGUGUAGCCAUAUUGCUGAUUGGGAUUGUAAUAAAUGUAUUUGCAUCACAUAGGUAAUACUUAAAGCAGGCAUGUCCAAACUGCGG
Bufo gargarizans (Asiatic toad) is the source of this 1834-nucleotide messenger RNA. RefSeq names its product multidrug and toxin extrusion protein 2-like. Gene Ontology annotation, biological process: xenobiotic detoxification by transmembrane export across the plasma membrane. Gene Ontology annotation, molecular function: antiporter activity; xenobiotic transmembrane transporter activity. The record is from RefSeq and is a predicted model, not a curated record. The transcript is spliced from 18 exons. Lineage: Eukaryota; Metazoa; Chordata; Amphibia; Anura; Bufonidae. Bases 69 to 1805 code for a protein of 578 amino acids. Gene Ontology annotation, cellular component: membrane.